AUGGCCCAGUUCCUGGCCCCGCUCCUCACCCUGAUUGCUCUCUGGCUGGCCCCGACGGGGCGCGCCCGACCGCUGGUGGACGCCGGGCCUCACGUCUACUAUGGCUGGGGGGAGCCCAUUCGUCUGCGGCAUCUCUACACGGCCAAUCGGCACGGGCUCGCCAGCUUCUCCUUCCUCCGGAUCCACCGCGACGGCCGCGUGGACGGCAGCCGGAGUCAGAGCGCGCUCAGUUUGCUGGAGAUCAAGGCGGUAGCUCUUCGGAUGGUGGCGAUCAAGGGUGUCCAUAGCUCUCGGUACCUGUGUAUGGGAGACGCCGGGAAACUCCAGGGAUCGGUGAGGUUCUCCGCCGAAGACUGCACCUUCGAGGAGCGGAUCCGCCCGGAUGGCUACAACGUGUACCAGUCCCACAAGUACGGCCUCCCCAUCUCCCUGUGCAGUGACCGGCAGAGGCAGCAGGCCCAAGGCAAGGACUACCUGCCGCUGUCUCACUUCCUGCCCAUGAUCAACUCGAUCCCUCUGGAGGCCGAGGAGUUCGAGGGCCCCGGGCUGUUCUCCUCGCCCCUGGAGACGGACAGCAUGGACCCCUUUGGCCUCACCUCCAAACUGUCGGCUGUGAAGAGCCCCAGCUUUCAGAAGUAA
This is a messenger RNA of Gracilinanus agilis (Agile Gracile Mouse Opossum), 639 nucleotides long. It is a transcript of the gene FGF19, whose product is annotated as fibroblast growth factor 19. Bases 1 to 639 code for a protein of 212 amino acids. The record is from RefSeq and is a predicted model, not a curated record. Gene Ontology annotation, molecular function: growth factor activity; fibroblast growth factor receptor binding. Gene Ontology annotation, biological process: cell differentiation; animal organ morphogenesis; regulation of cell migration. Gene Ontology annotation, cellular component: extracellular region; cytoplasm. NCBI's taxonomy places the organism in Eukaryota, Metazoa, Chordata, Mammalia, Didelphimorphia, Didelphidae. The transcript has 3 exons.